This is a messenger RNA of Oldenlandia corymbosa var. corymbosa, 1623 nucleotides long. The record is from the annotation of a GenBank genome assembly. NCBI's taxonomy places the organism in Eukaryota, Viridiplantae, Streptophyta, Magnoliopsida, Gentianales, Rubiaceae.
UGCCCCUUUACAAACUGCCUCUUCUUUAGAAACUUUCUCCUCUCUCUCAUAACACACUCUCUCUCUCUCUCUCUCUCUCUUCUCUCUUUUUAAUUUCGUCUUUUCCUUUUCCCCCAAUUCUCUGUUCUCUCUUGCUGGGUUUGGUUUUAGCAGAUUUUAUGAAAAAUUAAGGCCUUUUACUUAAAACUCACUGAUCUGGAUUUUUAAUUUUUUUUUCUAUUUUAUUUUUGGUUUUUUUUUUAAUCUCUGAAAUAUUGUCCUUCUCCUUGGUUGAAUGAAUUCGUGAUUUCUGUAACCGUUUGUAUUUUCCAGCGAUUUCUUAUCCGAUUCCGGGGUUUUUAAACCUUUUUUCCUUCUUUUGGUUGUUUUUUAAUUUCCUAAACGGUCCCUGAGUUUUUUGGACUCAUCCGUACUGGCCCUACGUUUUCGAAGUAUUUUAAAGGGAAAAAAGUAAGUGGGGGGCAAUUUCGGGAAUUCAAAUAAAAAUUAAAAAAAGCAUUUUGAGAUGCAUGUGGCGUUGACGUGGCAUGCGCAAAUCGAGCCAUGAGUGCAACCAUGAUGAACCACUCACGCCGUCAGUCAUUGCCGUCAACAGGCAACAACAAUAGUAGUAGUAACAAACGGAAAGAGAGAGACGGGUACAUUGACGGUUUCAAACCGUCAGCUCUAACGACCAAAAACUUAGCCCGGCCCAGCAUCCAUCAUCGGGCCCCCGCGCCGGCUAAAUCCCCCAAGCCGGCUUCCCCAGCCGCCGCCGCCGCCUCCUCUUCUGGUGCUAGUAAUAAGCUCCUGGCUGGGUAUUUGGCGCACGAGUUCCUGACAAAGGGGACAUUAUUCGGGGAGACGUGGGACCCAGCCAGAGCCGAAGCCGGUGUACCUCUUUCUUCCUCCUCCGCCUCGUCGUCGACGUCGGGCAGGGGAAGACCGGCGCAUCCGAUGGCGGAGAAGAGGAAAGCCGAGCCGAGUGGGAAAGCUGAGGAAGAGGACGAGAGGAAGCGAAUCGAAAAGCAACGGAGGUAUGUGGAAGUAGCGGAUUUGCUGAGGACGGAUGGGGUCCACAUCCCGGGGAUCGUCAAUCCGACCCAGCUUGCCCGUUUUUUACAGCUCUGAUUGACGGAAUUUGGUCGGAGGAGAAAGGGAGGCUGCUUAUAUCGAUGGGAUCGACACGUGGGGAGAUCUGAUUGGAUUGGGGAGGGAAAAAAAAAAAAAACAUUGUAGGGAAAAAACGAAGAUUCUGAAUUGGUGGCGGUCCAGUGGUCCUCCCCCUCUGCAACAAAAAGAGAAAAAAGAAAUAGAAUGAAAUUUGGGAUCUCGGUCUCUUCUGGGCUCCCUCACAAUUUUAGUUCUGAAAAUUUGUUUCUCUGUAAUCAAAAAUCUAGAAGAGGUGGGUUAUAGUUGUUGUUAGUUAGUUUCUCCGGUGGAAUCCGACAUUUGUAAGGUCCAUUGUAUAUUUAGAAGCGAUGUAUGUGUGUGGAUUAAUAUGUUGUUGUAGCAUGCAUGCAGUGAUUGCAUUUGCAGCCACACCCCAUGAAUUUUACAUUACUUUCUUUGUUCAUCAAAUGGCGCCUUCCUUUUCUUUUCUCAAUGUUUGAUUUAUCCGUUUCUUAUGUUACGUAUAUUAAG